Messenger RNA from Ostreococcus lucimarinus CCE9901, 411 nucleotides. RefSeq lists its product with no specific name. NCBI's taxonomy places the organism in Eukaryota, Viridiplantae, Chlorophyta, Mamiellophyceae, Mamiellales, Bathycoccaceae. The annotation marks the transcript as partial. The record is from RefSeq and is a predicted model, not a curated record. The transcript has a single exon.
AGGACGUUUCCGAAUCAUGAAUUUUUCGCCGCGGCGACGACGAAGGGCGCCGACGGGCGACGGGCGUUGGCCAACAUACUGAAGGCGUACGCGAUACACGACACAAAAGUUGGUUACUGCCAAGGCAUGGCUUUCGUCGCGGGCGUGCUUCUGAUAUACCUAUCCGAAAAUCGUGCGUUCGCGGCGUUCGUCACGCUCAUGGAGAGCAGCGAUUUCCGCUCGAUGUACCUACGCUCGAUGGAAGGCUUGAAGACGCGUCUACGCCAACUCGCCGUCGUACUUCGCGUGAAGAACGCUACACUGGCGCAACACUUAGAAAAGCAUGACGUUGCACCUGUGUUAUACGCGUCGGGGUGGUUCAUGUCUGCCUUUGCUUCUGACUUUCCCGUUCGAUUCAGUGGACGCGUCAUG